Molecule: messenger RNA, 3118 nt
Organism: Salarias fasciatus (jewelled blenny)
Lineage: Eukaryota; Metazoa; Chordata; Actinopteri; Blenniiformes; Blenniidae
Gene: cpt1ab
Product: carnitine palmitoyltransferase 1Ab (liver)
Exons: 19
Coding region: 152-2470 (772 amino acids)
Biological process (GO): fatty acid metabolic process; carnitine metabolic process
Cellular component (GO): mitochondrion
Molecular function (GO): carnitine O-palmitoyltransferase activity
Source: RefSeq, a predicted model, not a curated record
AAAAAGGAAAGAGAAAGAAGAAAGUCUGCGCUCUCAUUCAUGCACGGUGGACAACAUUAGCAGUCUCCGCAGAACGUUGGGACGUGUCACCUCCUCGUCAAAACACACACACCGCCACGAAGCGUCGUGACCCUCCACAGUAGUCUCUACCAUGGCAGAAGCUCACCAGGCGGUGGCCUUCCAGUUCACCGUCACCCCCGACGGCAUCGACCUGCAUCUGUGCCACGAGGCUCUGCGGCAGGUCUACCUCUCCGGCCUCCACUCCUGGAAGAAAAGGUUCAUUCGGUUUAAGAAUGGGGUGAUGACCGGCGUCUACCCGGGCAGCCCGGCGGGCUUCAUGGUGGUGGUCGUGUCCUACAUGUCAUACAACAAAUACAGACAGCUGGAUCCUUCUCUAGGGCUGAUCGCCAAGCUGGGGCAACAUAUACCGAUCAGCCAGUACAUGUCCACAGACAGCCAGAAGAUAGUCGGGGGGGUUCUGGUGGGCACGGGUCUGUGGGUCACCAUCAUCAUGAUCAUGAGGAAUGUCCUGAAGAGCCUGCUGUCGUGGCACGGCUGGAUGUACGCAAAUCAUGGCUCCGUGUCCUGGACCACUCGCAUCUGGAUGCUAUUAGUGAAGGUGUUCUCUGGCAGGAAGCCAAUGCUCUACAGUUUCCAGAACUCUCUGCCCCGACUGCCCGUCCCCUCUGUCAAGGACACCUGCAAAAGGUACCUGGAGUCGGUGCGCCCGCUGAUGGAGGAUGAGCAGUAUGAACGUAUGAAAGGCCUGGCUAAAGACUUUGAGAAGAACCUGGGACCCAGACUGCAGUGGUACCUGAAACUCAAGUCCUGGUGGGCAUCCAACUACGUCAGCGACUGGUGGGAAGAGUAUAUUUACCUGAGAGGCCGUGGACCCAUCAUGGUUAACAGCAACUAUUAUGCAAUGGACUUCCUGUACGUGUUUCCCACCUCCAUCCAGGCUGCCAGGGCAGGUAAUGCCAUCCACGCUAUUAUGCUGUACAGGAGAAAACUGGAUCGAGCUCAGAUCAAACCAAUAUACUUGCUGGCAAACAAGGUUCCUCUGUGUUCGGCUCAAUGGGAGCGAAUGUUUAACACCUCCCGCAUCCCCGGUUUGGAGACAGACACGCUGCAGCACAUGAACGAGAGCAAACACAUAGUGGUGUACCACAAGGGCCGGUUCUACAAGGUGUGGAUGUUCUACGACGGCCGGCUGCUGCUGCCACGGGAGAUCGAGCAGCAGAUGGAGCGGAUCCUGGCCGACCAGUCGGAGCCCCUUCCCGGAGAGGAGAGGCUGGCGGCGCUCACCGCCGGGGAUAGGACGCCGUGGGCGAAUGCCCGUGAGACGUACUUUGGCCGUGGUAAGAACAAGCAGUCCCUGGACGCCAUCGAGAAGGCGGCCUUCGUGGUGACCCUGGACGACACAGAGCAGCGAUACGACGAGGCGAACCCGGUCAAGUCCCUGGACAGCUACGCCAAAUCUCUGCUCCACGGAAAGUGCUACGACAGGUGGUUCGACAAGUCCUUCAAUCUGAUCGUUUUCAAGAACGGCACCAUGGGACUGAAUGCUGAGCACUCAUGGGCGGACGCUCCCAUCAUUGGACAUUUGUGGGAGCACGUUCUGUCCAUGGAUCCCGUGAGGCUGGGAUACACCGAGGAGGGCCACUGCUGCGGGCAGCCUCACCCCAACCUGCCGGGUCCUCAGAGGCUGCAGUGGGACAUCUCAGCCGAGUGCAUCGAGGUGAUUGACAGCUCGCUGGCAGUAGCCAGAGUCCUGGCAGAUGACGUGGACAGCCACAUUUUCCCCUUCAGCGACUUCGGAAAAGGGCUGAUUAAGAAGUGCCGCACCAGUCCGGAUGCCUUCAUCCAGAUCGCCCUGCAGCUGGCCCACUACAGAGACAAAGGGAAGUUCUGCCUGACGUACGAGGCCUCCAUGACGCGUCUGUUUCGGGAGGGCCGGACAGAAACCGUGCGCUCCUGCACCGUGGAGACCUGUGCCUUCGUCCGCGCCAUGAUCCGAGACGAAACGAGAGAGGAGCGUCUGAAGUUGCUCAAAGUGGCAGCAGAGAAGCACCAGAACAUGUACCGCCUGGCGAUGACGGGAGAGGGCAUCGAUCGCCACCUUUUCUGCCUUUAUGUGGUUUCCAAAUACCUGGGGGAGGACUCGGCCUUCCUCAAAGAGGUUUUGUCCGAGCCGUGGAGGCUUUCCACCAGCCAGACUCCUCUGCAGCAGGUGGAGCUGUUCGAUCUGGUCCGACACCCUGAAUAUGUGUCUUCUGGAGGUGGAUUUGGUCCCGUGGCGGACGACGGUUAUGGAGUCUCCUACAUCAUUGUUGGUGAGAAUCUCAUCAACUUCCACAUCUCCAGUAAACACUCCAGCCCAGAAACCGAUUCCCAUCGUUUCGGAGCCAACAUUCGACAGUCCAUGCUGGAUAUUCUGGAUCUCUUCCAGCUGGACAAGAAAACCAAGUGAAGAGGAAAAACACCACAAACUGUUUUAGCAAAGCGUUUCUUUUUUUUUUUUUGUUUUGUUUUUGUUUUUUUUUGCUGAAGCCUGAAACCAUUGGAUUUGGGAUUAUUUUUAAGUUAAUUGAUGUUACAGAAAUGAGAAUUAUUGAAAGGCAUUUGGAAAUAUUCCUGUGUGUGUGCGUGCGAGCGUACGUAUGUGUGCGUGUGUGUGUGAUUGAAUGAGAGGCCUUUGUGUGUAGGUGGUGUGGGUUCAGGUAGUGCACAGAUCAAACUUUUUAUUUACUGGACUGUUCGAACAGGUGCCUUACUGACCCACUGAUGUUCAAAAAAAAACAAAGAAAAAAAGGGCAGAAAGGGAGGAGGAGAUGUUCUGGUAGGAAGUCUGCACUCACACACGGAGUUGUGUGUUUAUAUUGCAUCGUCUGAUAUUGGAAAGACUUUUCAAGUUGGGAGAUGGUGCAGUGUUUUUUGUUUUGUUUUUUUUUUUUCUCUUCUAGUUAAAUCAUUUCACCACCAGAGUCAAAUAUAACUGACCAAAGCAGCAAACUUGAUGGGAAUCAUCAAAAGACUUGCAUGUUGAAGAGCGAUGGCUGGUUUGAAUAGAGAACUGACUUUUUAAGCUUCACAAUUGUUUGUAGUCAUUUAAAAAAAA